CUUCAGGACAUCCACGGCUCUGGAAAAUGGCUGACAUUGGGAUUUCGUUUUCAGCCAUCAAGUCGCUGCUCAUCUUUUUUGCGCCUGUUCUGAUCCCCCGAGCAAUCAACCUCCUCCGAAGCUUGCGGACUGCAAUCACACAACGUCCAUCUCCUCGUCCUCUUCCAUCGAUUACCUCUCGAGCCCUGAAUGUUCUCUUCUCCACUACUCUCUUCUUCCUGCUACUUAGUCUGCCAUUCAAUCCGCGCGCGCCGCCCCCGAAUAUCUUCUCCCUGACUCGCUCGCGCCUCAAUACACCGACGGACAUCAUCUUCACUCGUCUAGCACGACUGCGGCCGGGCGGCACUUUGACUCCUGCAGAUGAUCUGCUCAGGUCCAAAUUUACGUCUCUUGGGGCCCGGAAGUUGUACCUGAGAUUUGGAGCGGAUGCGUUGACAUCAUGCCAGUUCUGCUCACUGGACAACACCAGCACGUAUCUCUUGUACUAUCUGCCGUAUAACACGCUGCUCCCACACCUCUUCCAUUUGCUCAUUCUCGGUCUCGUCACAUCCGCGCCGUUUGCAGGUCAGGAGGCAGCACGGUGGCGUACCAAGUUUACCGUUGCAGGUCUCGUUGUGGCUGCAGUCGACUUCUACAUCGCUGUCAGAUACGACCCGGUUCAAUCUGCACCAGUUGCUGUAAGAGCGGGUCAACUACCUCCCUCGAGCCUGUAUAAUCAAGUCGCAUUAUUGCGUCCCCUGGCCUUUGCGAUAUUCGACUGCGUAUGUGCGGCGUUGAUCUACAUGUCUGCUACGAACCGAUUGUCAUUUUCCCCGCCCACACUGCAACGAGAACAGGUUGACCAACUGAUCGCGGCCACGACCUCAUCGCUGAGAGAUACCAGUGCAAAAUUGCAUGCACUAAACGUCACGCGGAAUGCGGUGGUGCGGGACAAGGCCCUUAAGGACCGCGACGAUGUAUACUGGCGGGCCGUCGUCUCCGCGGACGGUGACCCGGCCAAGAUAAUGGCGCCGGCCAGUGUCUGGGACGAAGAGGAUGUUGUGCGGGCUAUUUCCAGAGUCAUGGCUGGACACGGGGGCGUUGAUUUGGAGAAAUUGAACUCCACUGUUGGCGACUAUGUCAACGGAGUUACGGCUGGCCUGGAAAACGCGGAUGAUGAGAAACGCCCGUAGCCAGUGUGACACGGAGGAUACCGUUUGGGCGCUGACAAGAUAUGGCAGAAAUAUGAUGUAUACAGCGCAAAUGCUAAUGAUUAAC
Molecule: messenger RNA, 1257 nt
Organism: Monascus purpureus
Lineage: Eukaryota; Fungi; Ascomycota; Eurotiomycetes; Eurotiales; Aspergillaceae
Source: the annotation of a GenBank genome assembly